CUCCCAGGAGAGAUCCACAGCUCUGAGCCCGCGCUACCAGCCACAAGGAGGUAAUCUGCGAUCAGAUCAAUCACGCUGCUGCAGAGCGCUGAAGCCUCUACCUGUUGCUGACCUCAGUGGCUGCACACCUCCCCCUGGGCUCAUUGCUCCAGCUGCUUGGAGGAGAAAUCCUUUAUCGGCUUUGUAGGGGAAUUGUUCUGUCACUUCUGAGGCACAUCGCUGAAGACUCCCAACACUAAUUCAGCCCAGGAUGGUCUUUGUUUUCUCCAUGGAGCUUAAUGCAGGUGUUCAUCUAUGAACCUGUGAGGUCAUAGCCAUCUAACAGCAGCAUCAGCACCAGAGGAGUUCACCAGCAGUCAGACCAUGGACCUUAGAUUUAGACGGCUGUCACCUCUCACCGGGGCAGCUCUUCAUCUCCUGCUGCUGGCCAGGCUGGUGCUUCCUUCUCACACAGAGAGCAUGCCCAGCUUCAUCAAGUCCCCCGAGGAUCAAACGGGGAUUUCGGGAGGAGUGGCGUCGUUCGUAUGCCAGGCGGUGGGUGAGCCCAAACCCCGUAUCACCUGGAUGAAGAAGGGGAAGAAAGUCAGCUCCCAGCGCUUUGAGGUGAUUGAGUUUGACGACGGCUCAGGCUCGGUGCUGCGCAUCCAGCCGCUGAGGACCCACCGCGAUGAGGCCAUCUAUGAAUGCACAGCCACCAACAGCGUGGGAGAGAUCAACACCAGCGCCAAGCUCACUGUCUUAGAGGAGGACCAGAUACCACACGGCUUCCCCACCAUAGACAUGGGGCCCCAGCUGAAGGUUGUGGAGAGAACGCGUACAGCUACAAUGCUGUGUGCAGCCAGUGGAAACCCCGAUCCAGAGAUCUACUGGUUCAAAGAUUUCCUGCCUGUGGAUAUUAGCAGCAGCAACGGGCGCAUUAAGCAGCUGCGAUCAGGAGCACUUCAGAUUGAAAACAGCGAGGAGUCAGACCAGGGCAAAUAUGAGUGUGUGGCUGUCAACAGCGCUGGGACUCGUUAUUCGGCUCCGGCUAACCUUUAUGUUCGAGUUCGCCGUGUGCCUCCUCGUUUCUCCAUCCCCCCCACCAAUCACGAGGUGAUGCCCGGCGGCAGCGUCAACCUGACCUGCGUGGCAGUCGGCGCUCCCAUGCCUUAUGUUAAGUGGAUAAGCGGUGAAGUGGAGCUGACCCGGGAGGAUGAGAUGCCCAUUGGCCGCAAUGUACUCGAGCUCACCAACAUCCGCCAAUCUGCCAAUUACACCUGUGUGGCCAUAUCCUCCCUGGGCAUGAUCGAGACUACAGCUCAGAUCACAGUCAAAGCUCUUCCCAAGAUGCCCGCUUCCCUCACUGUGACAGAAACCACAGCCACUAGUGUUACCCUAACCUGGGACUCUGGAAACCCAGAACCUGUGUCCUACUAUGUGAUUCAGUACCGUGCCAAAUUAUCCGAGAAUGGUUUCCAGGAAGUAGAUGGUGUAGCCACGACACGGUACAGCAUCGGUGGCCUCAGCCCCUUCUCCGAAUACGAGUUUCGUGUCAUGGCUGUGAACAACGUUGGCCGGGGGCCUCCCAGCAGCAUCGUGGACACUCGAACAAGCGAGCAGGCCCCCUCAUCGCCACCUCUUCAUGUCCAGGCACGCAUGCUGAGCUCCAGCACCAUGCUGGUCCAGUGGGAACCUCCAGAGGAGCCCAAUGGCCAAAUCCGGGGAUAUCGGGUCUACUACAGCUCAGACCAUGAAGCACCGCUCAGCGCCUGGCAGAAACACAACACAGAUGACAGCCAUUUCACCACCAUCUCAGGCCUGGCAACAGAUAUCACCUACAGCCUGAGGGUGCUGGGCUUCACCUCUGUGGGAGACGGGCCUCCCUCUGAUGCUCUGCAGAUCAAAACCCGGCAGGGAGUUCCAGCUCAGCCGUCUGACUUUGAGGGUGAGGCUGAGCUGGACUCACGCAUCAUGCUGUCGUGGCUUUGGCCUGUCCAGGAACCCAUCAUUAGCUUUGAACUGGUGUACUGGGAGGCCAACAAUCCCACAGACAAGCACCGCGUCACUUUCGAUGCAGCGGGCUCCUAUGCAGUUGAUGGUCUGAAGCCAGACACACUGUACAUGUUCUCCCUGGCAGCUCGAUCUGAAAUGGGCUUAGGCGUCUUCACUCAGCCUAUUGAAUGCAGGACCGCUCAGUCCACCCCAUCAGCCCCACCCCAGGAAGUACAUUUGCUCAGCCUCAGUUCCACCAGGAUCAAGGUGAGUUGGGUGGCCCCGCCCACAGACAGCCAGCAUGGAGAGAUUGUGGGCUACUCCGUAGCCUACCAAGCGCUUACGGGAGAAGACCAGAAACGCCACCAGGUGUCAGGGAUUGGUGCUGAUGUCACCAGCUACGUUUUGGAGGACCUGGAGAAGUGGACGGAGUAUUUGGUGUGGGUGAGGGCUCACACAGAUGUUGGGCCAGGUCCAGAGAGCUCUGCAGCUCGAGUCAGAACCAAGGAAGAUGUGCCUGGAGCUCCUCCCAGGAAAGUAGAGGCAGAGGCCCUGAACUCUACUGCCCUCAGGGUGACCUGGAAGCCCCCACUGUCUGUAAAACAGCACGGCCAGAUCAGAGGAUACCAGCUGGUUUACUCCAGGCUAGAGAACGGGGAGCCUCACGGCCAGCCGGUCAUUAUGGAUGUCUCCUUCCCUGAAGCCCAGGAGGCAAUUAUAACAGGUCUUCUCCCGGAAACGACCUAUUCUGUGACUGUGGCUGCGUAUACGACCAAGGGUGAUGGAGCUCGCAGCAAGGCCAAGGUGGCCACCACCACAGGAGCAGUACCUGCAAAGCCUACCAUGAUGAUCAGUACUACAAUCGGGAAUACCGCUCUGAUCCAGUGGCAGCCCCCUAAAGAAAUGGUGGGGGAGCAUAUGGGAUACCAACUGCAGUACAAGAGAGUAGAGGAGGAAGCUUUCACCGUCAAACACUUCAAGAAGACAGAUGAUCAUUUCACAGUCACCGGCCUCCACAAGGGAGCUGUCUACAUCUUCAAACUGUGUGCCAAGAACCGAGCAGGCACCGGGGAGGAGUAUGUAAAGGAGAUCAGCACCCCUGAGGACAUUCCCAGCAGCUACCCGCAAAAUCUGAGCGUGGUUGGCCUAACUGCUACUUCCACUAAACUGGCCUGGGACCCCCCUCCUUUGGCUGAGAGAAAUGGGAAGAUUGUGAAGUACACGGUGAUGUAUCGAGACAUUAACAGCCCAAACAACAGUACCAACAGCACCACAGAUACACACAUGACCGUCCAGGGUUUGCAGCCUGACACAACCUAUGAUAUAAGAGUCCAAGCUUUCACCAGCAAGGGCGGAGGACCUAUCAGCCCCAGCAUCCAGAGCAGGACCAUGUCCACCUCCAUGCCAGAUCUUCCCUCAGUGUUUACCAAGAACUUUGGUGUGAAGGCUGUGACAAAAACCUCCGUCCUGCUGACGUGGGAAGUGCCAGAAACCUACAAAUCUCAAGUGCCUCUCAAGAUUCUGUACAACCAGCAGAGUGUGGAGGUUCAAGGCAACCUGAAGAGGAAGCUGAUCACACAGCUGCAGCCAGACACCGAUUAUUCCUUUGUGCUCAUGAGCCGGGGGAACAGCGCCGGCGGCCUCCAGCAGCAGGUCUCCAUCCGAACGGCUCCAGACCUGCUGACGGCGAAACCGGCUCGAUACCACAUAGACGUGGAGGAAGGCGGUAAAGUGACUAUCAGCCUGCCGAAGGUCCCCGCUGGAGCGGCUGUCAGGUGGUACUACAUAGUGGUUGUCCCUGUCACUCCAGCUUCUCUGAGGAGAUGGGCAAACCCUGAAGACAUGGACAUACAAGAGCUCCUGGAGUCCGGUGCUGACAGCAGUCUGCAGAGAAGGAAAAGACAGAGCAAUGACUUCCUGCAGCCCUACAUCGCUGCCAAGCUGGAUACUCUCCCCGAGACCUUCACGCUGGGUGAUGAAAAGAAAUACAAUGGCUUCUACAACAAGCCGCUCCCUGGACAGCAGCAGUACCGCUGCUUCGUUUUGGCUGACCUGACGGCCCACGAGUCUCAGAGGACGUUUGCAGCCAGCCCUUUCUCUGAUCCCUACAUGGUGAAGCUCAGCGGGGUCAUUCGACAACCACAGGAGGACCCAGAGAUGCUGUGGGUGAUGGGUCCAGUGCUGGCAGUCAUCCUGAUCAUCAUCAUAGUCAUCGCUAUAUUACUCUUCAAAAGGAAACGAACAUCUCCAGCCAAGGAUGAGCACAUGGCCGGAGUGAAGGACUCACUGUUGGCCCACUCUUCAGACCCUGUGGAGAUGAGGAGACUCAACUACCAGACACAAGGGAUGAGGGAACAUCCUCCCAUCGCUGUUUGUGACCUGGCUGACCACAUCGAGAGACUCAAGGCCAACGAUGGUCUGCACUUCUCUCAGGAGUACGAGUCUAUUGAUCCAGGACAGCAGUUCACCUGGGAGCACUCCAACCUGGAGGUCAACAAGCCAAAGAACCGCUAUGCAAAUGUUAUUGCUUACGACCACUCCAGGGUCAUCCUCACACCUGUGGAUGGAGUUCCAGGUAGUGACUAUAUAAAUGCCAACUACAUUGACGGGUAUAGGAAACAGAAUGCUUACAUCGCCACCCAGGGCCCGCUGCCGGAGACACUAAGUGACUUCUGGAGGAUGGUGUGGGAGCAGAGGACGUGCACCAUCGUUAUGAUGACCCGCCUGGAGGAGAAGUCACGGGUGAAGUGUGACCAGUAUUGGCCCAGUAGAGGCACAGAGACAUACGGGAUGAUUCAGGUGACCAUGCUGGACACACUGGAGCUGGCAACAUACAGUGUGCGCACAUUUGCCCUCUAUAAGAACGGCUCGAGUGAAAAAAGAGAAGUUCGACAGUUCCAAUUUCUGGCUUGGCCCGACCACGGAGUGCCUGAGUAUCCCACCCCAACACUGGCCUUUCUACGCAGAGUCAAGUCCUGCAACCCUCAAGAUGCCGGACCCAUGGUGGUUCACUGCAGUGCCGGUGUGGGCCGGACAGGCUGCUUUGUUGUGAUCGACGCCAUGCUGGAGAGGAUGAAACACGAGAAGUCGGUGGACAUAUACGGUCAUGUGACGUGCAUGCGAGCUCAAAGGAACUACAUGGUGCAGACAGAGGAUCAGUACAUAUUCAUCCACGAGGCCCUGCUGGAAGCUGCAAUCUGUGGCAACACAGAAGUCCCUGCCCGCAACCUUUAUGCCCACAUCCAGAAGCUCACCCAGGUCCCCCCUGGAGAAUCUGUCACCGCUAUGGAACUGGAGUUUAAGAAACUGGCCAACUCUAAAGCACAUACCUCAAGAUUCAUCAGUGCCAACCUGCCGUGCAACAAAUUCAAGAACCGCCUGGUGAACAUCAUGCCUUUCGAGUCUACUCGCGUCUGCCUGCAGCCGAUCAGAGGGGUGGAGGGCUCUGACUACAUCAAUGCCAGCUUCAUCGACGGGUACAGGCAGCAGAAAGCCUACAUGGCCACACAGGGCCCGUUAGCCGAGACCACAGAGGACUUCUGGAGAAUGUUGUGGGAGCACAACUCCACCAUCGUAGUGAUGCUCACCAAGCUCCGAGAGAUGGGACGGGAAAAGUGCCAUCAGUACUGGCCCGCCGAGCGCUCUGCACGUUAUCAGUACUUUGUUGUGGACCCCAUGGCUGAGUACAACAUGCCUCAGUACAUCCUGCGAGAGUUCAAAGUCACCGAUGCCCGGGAUGGUCAGUCAAGGACCAUCAGGCAGUUUCAGUUCACCGAUUGGCCGGAGCAAGGAGUGCCAAAAACCGGGGAGGGAUUCAUCGACUUCAUCGGCCAAGUCCAUAAAACUAAAGAGCAAUUCGGACAAGAUGGACCAAUCACUGUUCACUGCAGUGCUGGUGUUGGGAGGACUGGUGUGUUCAUCACCCUGAGCAUCGUCCUGGAGAGGAUGAGGUACGAGGGAGUGGUCGACCUCUUCCAGACCGUCAAGACUCUCCGAACUCAGAGGCCGGCCAUGGUGCAGACAGAGGAUCAGUACCAGCUGUGCUACCGGGCUGCUCUGGAGUACCUGGGAAGCUUUGAUCACUAUGCAACAUAACCCUACCCAGAAAGAUGCCCUCAGAGGAGAUUUGUGUCUCCUCUGAGUCACAUCUACUCUGCUCCAUUGGCCUCUGCAGGCUGAUGAGGAGGCUCUGAAGAGGACUGAUGAGGAGAUGACCACAGCAGGAAUCAGGAGAGAUUAACGGAAAGAGGAGAGGCGGUUUGAUGACCUCCCCCUCCUGGACUGGUGCCAUGAUUCUGCCACAGACCCCACACAAAACCUCCCGAAAACAAACCGUGAAAGACUCGUACUGUACUCACGCCUCAUUCUGAUUCCCGCCACUCCCCAAUUUCUGCCUCCUCUAAAUAGCAAAAACUAUUUUUCUGCUACUUUCAUUUAUAUCCAUCAUUACUAUGUUGUUAGCCAUCAUUAGUUUAUUUUGUGAACACUUACAUUGGUUAUUAUAUGUCUUAAUAGAUCUUUUCUUAAUUUGCCUAUCUUAUUUUUCUUAUUUUUAAUAGAGGACAUGUAUUUUCAACAUGUUCCAAGUCAUUAAUACUGGACGCCGUAUACUCACAGCUGCUAAUGAAUUUUUUAUUUUAUACCACAGAUAUGAUAUUCUGUAUAAUGUUUAUUGUUAUUUGGUUGGUCUUAUUUAGAGGGAGAAUGAUGAUAUUUACCAGACAGAUCAAAUGAGCAGAUAAGGUUUGUGACCUGCAGUAUGAAAUAAAUUACAGCUAUAAAUGUGCAAAGACUCAUCACAUCCUGAAGACCUGCAAGCAUGUACAGAGUUUCUUAUCAUUAACUAAUGUUCUCAGUCUUCAGAGAUCUGGAGACUUUCAGCUAAGGAAUAAUGAAGCUGUUGGAAAGGUUGUGGACUCAGGUAGACCAACACAGUGUUCGCCAGUUUUUUGUGAAGCAAGUGUGACGUCAAAUACAGAAAUCAUGCUCCACACAUAAAAAAAAAGAAAGAAAUUCUGAUAUCAAGAGAGAAUCUGCCUUCAUGUUUUAUUCAGAGCAUUAAUACAAUAGUUAAAUUACAUUUCAUUUUUAUGGCCCCAGCUCACAACAGAAAUUGUCUCAAGGUCCUUCAUAUUAUAAGGUAAAAACAGAAGAGAACCCAGCAAUCAGUCACAUACUGCUACCCACCGGGAGGAUGAGGGGAAAGAGAGACCACGAACAACAAGUAGAACAAAAGACAAAUUAUGAGCCGACAAUAUACUGUGCUGAAUUUUAAUAAGAUUGGUUUUGUUGCUUAUCCUUGAAGGAUUGGCUUCAUGCUUUAUUUCUGUUACUGUCAGCAAAUGCUGUGAAAAGACCAACAGCAGCAGGGUGCACAGGUUCCACACUGGUGCAGCGUGGGGAAAAGAAUCUGAGAAUCAAGUCACAAUCAUUGCUAUCAUGAGCUCUUUGUGUCCGGGCUGUGAUCAGCUGCUGUCGCUGCUCCAGUAUUCACUGCUCUUUGUGAGUUUGCACCCAUGAAUUCAGAAAGAAAUAAGCUGAUGUUAAUUGAGUUAUUGUGGCUGAUUUCCAACCACUAGACACUAUAAAGGUGGAAUUGACUGGCAUCACCUUCAUCAUUACCUUACAUAUAAUUUGAGCUCUGCUACCUUUGAUGCAAACUUCACACUGAUCUUGAACGCUGCAACGUGCAUUACUGUGAACCUCACCAGAGCACUGCAAACUAACCUGUUUAAAUAACACAAAUUUAGCAUACUUCAAUUUGUUUUGCAGGAUGUUUCACAAUAUGAAAAGACAUAACUACACUGUAUGUACUGAUCCAGUAUGAUUAAAUAAACUCUAAAAUGACUUUACAUAUAAGCGGUGGCUAUGCCAUGUUGCACAAAAGACAUGAGAUGAGUGUUUCCACUCUGAAGGAGCAACAGAAAUCUGCAGAGUUAAUUUUUAUUGUUAAGUCAGAGUUUGGGUUAAAAUAGAUAUGUUUAUAAUAUGAAGCACAUGUUACAAAACUCAGCUUUAGAACUCAUUAUGGGUUAAUACCAUUUUAAGCUUGUUGCAGGGGGACACUUGAAAUGGCAGGAGCCUUAUAGAGGCUCAACUAAAGCUCAGCUAGAUCGCAGACACAUUCGGGGCUAAUCUGGGACACAUAGAGGCCUCAGUUUCAGGACUGGUUGGUCCUGUGUGGACCAAACAUGGACCAAGAGUCAUGAGCUGGACUUCACGAGUUACUGUGAGUGUUGUGUCCAUAUGAGGGGAAUCUGUGGCUGAACUGAGCCAACCAGACUUCAGGAAAAUUGCAUGUGGGCCACAUUGGGCCAAACAUUUACUGCUGUCUGGGUAUGAGAAAUAAGGACUUUUUUAACUGUAAAUCAUGCAAAGCUCUCAGUGGAUUUCAAGCUAAAAAAAAAAAGGGAAAUGGUGCUGAAAAUAAGCUGAAUAUGCCCUCCGUUAACAUUAGGCGUAAGUUACUUUGCCCACCUGAAAAUGCUCUCUGUCAUAUAGCCUGGUUUCUGACGCUCACACUCAUUUCACAAAAAUUCUCAACAUUGUGUUGGUACAAAACAGCCCGGCUGUUGUAGAGCACACUGAGUAUGGACUCUGACAUCCUACAGUACAAGAAAGUCAUAUCCCCCACAUAUUCACUCAUCUUAUGACCUCCAGGAUGCCCAAACAUUUAAACUGGAUCCCAUCACAGAUCACUCACCUCUUUUAUCACUGUGUUGCAGACUCAGAGAACAGCAUCACUGAUGCUUCUCUGUGGUUUUCACUGAAAGAUAUAGCGAGGUGGUUUUUGGAUGACGUGGACCACUUAAAGGAUUCAUUUCAUAUAGUUGUGCUGUAGGGGUCCUAACUGUUGUAUAAACGAUCUGUUUUCUAUUAAAAGCAGAGAAAAAAAAUGUCUUCAAAAUCUUGAUGUUAAUAAAGUUGAAUUGUUGGGUUUUUCAUAUAAAA
This is a messenger RNA of Archocentrus centrarchus (flier cichlid), 8922 nucleotides long. RefSeq names its product protein tyrosine phosphatase receptor type Fa (gene ptprfa). Gene Ontology annotation, biological process: protein dephosphorylation. Gene Ontology annotation, molecular function: protein tyrosine phosphatase activity; protein binding. The record is from RefSeq and is a predicted model, not a curated record. The coding region runs from base 364 to 6066 and encodes 1900 amino acids. Lineage: Eukaryota; Metazoa; Chordata; Actinopteri; Cichliformes; Cichlidae. The transcript has 32 exons.